Molecule: messenger RNA, 2717 nt
Organism: Loxodonta africana (African savanna elephant)
Lineage: Eukaryota; Metazoa; Chordata; Mammalia; Proboscidea; Elephantidae
Gene: TIGD6
Product: tigger transposable element derived 6
Exons: 2
Coding region: 402-1976 (524 amino acids)
Cellular component (GO): nucleus
Molecular function (GO): DNA binding
Source: RefSeq, a predicted model, not a curated record
AGGGCGGGGCUACGCCGAGCGUGAGGGGUCGUGGCUCCGCCUCACCUCUCAGAGCCACGUGGGGCCCGGGGAACCCCCCCACACAGCUGUGUCCCGUACGGUACUCAAGGCCUGACCCCAUCCUUCUCAGUCUGUCCCCGUGCAUUCAGUAUAAGGUUCAUAUUUCCUAACGCAGCAUCAGGCCUCCCUCAUCCCGGUCAUCUGCAGUCAGCCCGUUUCUCCCACCGCCCCACGGAUAGUAAUGACAUCGCGCUCCUGGAGUGAUUGAAGCGGAGCUAAAUGACCGUGUGGAGAGACUCCGGGAAUCUGAUAGGGAUGUUUUUCACACCUGUGGCAAAAGAAGCCACGAGGAGGAACGGACGCAGCCCUGUUAGCUGUGGCCCAGGCCUCGUUCCACGGAUAUGGCAAACAAGGGGAACAAGAAACGACGGCAGUUCUCCCUGGAGGAGAAAAUGAAAGUUGUGGAAGCUGUAGACUCAGGCAGGAGGAAAGGUGAUGUGGCAAAAGAAUUUGGUAUCACUCCUUCUACUUUGUCUACAUUCUUAAAGGAUCGCACCAAAUUUGAAGAAAAGGUGCGGGAGGCAUCUGUGGGGCCCCAGCGGAAGAGGAUGAGGAAUGCACUCUAUGAUGACAUCGAUAAGGCUGUUUUUGCUUGGUUUCAAGAAAUCCACGCCAAAAACAUUCUCGUGACUGGUUCUGUCAUUAGGAAGAAAGCACUAAACCUGGCCAACAUGCUUGGCUAUGACAGUUUUCAAGCAAGUGUGGGCUGGCUGAACAGAUUUAGGGAUCGCCAUGGAAUUACUUUGAAAGCAGUCUGUAGAGAGAAUAGUGACAGGCUAAUGAAUGGUCUAGGAAUAGAUAAGGUUAACGAGUGGCAUGCAGGGGAAAUUAUAAAACUGAUUGCUGACUACAGCCCAGAUGAUAUCUUUAAUGCUGACGAGACAGGAGUGUUUUUCCAGUUGCUUCCCCAGCACACACUUGCUGCUAAAGGGGACUAUUGUAGAGGGGGCAAGAAAGCAAAGCAGAGGUUGACAGCACUCUUUUGUUGCAAUGCUUCAGGGACUGAAAAAAUGAGACCAUUGAUUGUUGGUAGGUCACCCAGCCCACGCUGUCUCAAGAACAUCCAUUCCCUCCCUUGUGAUUACCGAGCCAACCAGUGGGCAUGGAUGACGCAGGAUCUAUUUAAUGAGUGGCUGAUGCAAGUGGAUGCCAGGAUGAAACAGGCAGAACGGCGGAUCCUCCUGCUUAUUGACAACUGCUCUGCACACAACAUGCUUCCACGCUUGGAAAGGAUCCAGGUGGGGUAUCUGCCCUCAAACUGUACUGCUGUCCUGCAGCCCCUGAAUCUUGGCAUAAUCCACACCAUGAAAGUGCUGUAUAGGAGCCACUUUCUAAAGCGGAUCCUCCUCAAACUCAGCAGCAGUCAGGAUCAAGAAAAGGUGGACAUUAAGCAGGCCAUGGACAUGAUUGCUGCGGCAUGGUGGUCAAUCAAGCAGUCCACAGUGGUGAAAUGCUGGCAGAGGGCAGGCAUCAUCCCUAUGGAAUUUACAGAUUCCGAUGCAGAAGAAGCGGCCAACGAACCAGCCGCUGUCAUUGAAAAGUUGUGGCGCUCGGUAGCUAUUGCCACCUGUAUCCCGAAUGAAGUAAAUUUCCAGGACUUUGUAACUGCAGAUGAUGACCUCAUCGUCUCCCAGGAGCUGAUGGACACAGAGGUCAUCCAGGGCAUGAUGACUGAUGAAAAUACUGAUGAAGCCGGAAGUGAAGAUGAGGGGGAGAUCUCUUUACCAGAACAGCCAAAAAUCACCAUCGCAGAGGCUAUCACAAGUGUACAGAAACUUAGACAGUUCCUUUCCACUUGCACAGGCGUUCCCGAUGCAGUUUUUGGACAGCUAAAUGGCAUAGACCAAUAUUUAAUGAGAAGAGUAACACAAACUCUUGUGGAUUCCAAAAUUACAGAUUUUCUCCAAACAAAAUAAUGUAGGAAUUAACUGCCUCUUUUACUUUAGAAUAUGUACUUUUAUAAGAAUAAAGAUUUCUUUAGGUAGGAUAUUGAACUUAAAUUUUAAGCAAUAUUCUUAUGACAACAUUCCAGUCCCGUACCAGUUGCUGUUGAGUCAAUUCUGACACAUAUCAACCCUACAGGACAGGAGAACUGCCUCACAGGGUUUCUAAAGAAUAGCUCAUGGGUUUGAACUACCGACCUUUUGGUUAGCAGCUGAGGUCUUAAGCACCGAGUCAUCAGGGCUCCAACAUUCCGGUAUUCUGAAAUAAUCAGGAAACACCCUUGAGUGGGAUUUGGAAGUGAAAUUUCACUGAUACCUGUGUUCUCUUUUGAGUAACCCAAUGGUUCCCAAACUUGUCUGCAUGUUAGAAUCACUUGACUAGGUCAUGUGAUUCUGACAAUAGGACACAGGCAUUAAUAGUUUUUGAAGCUCCCCAGGUGAUUCAAAUGUGCAGACAAGUUUGAAAACUUCUGGGUAAGUCACAGGAAAGUCAAGCACUCCUAUGGGCCUGGAGCCAACUUCUUCCCACUGGGGUUAGCUCAGUGGUUUUCAAAUUUUAGCACACCUCAGAAUCACUUGGAGGGCCUGUUAAAACCCAGAUUGCUAGGCCCAACCUUCAGAGUUUCGGCUAGAUCCUAGCACUUCGCUCUUCAGCCGGCUGUCUGAGUCCUCCCUAUCGCUAAUGGUAAAAAAAAAAAAAAAAAAAUCAGCAGG